AUGGAAAAAGAAAUUAAAUACAUGAAUAAUAUAGAGAAAAAUAAGACGGCUAAGAAUGAAAAUGGGGUCUUUGUUCACAACAGAAUCAUUAUUACUACAAUUAGUGUCGUCGUGAUUGGAAUUGGUGCUGCCUUCGCCCUCAAGAAAGCUAACUUAAAUGAACAAGGCAAAAUACGGUUAGGCCCUCCGGUGGAGUGUACACUUGUAUUUUUCAACUCACUAUUUGUAGCUAUUGUAGCUAAUAUUAUCAUGGCAGCAUCAACGCAAUCGGUGGGUUCACCUCCACUCUCGAGUGACAACUUUGUUUACUUAUUUGCUUUUUGCUGCUCAGUAAUUUCGGAUGACGUCCCAUUCGAUGAGGCUAAAUACAUAGUGGAUAAAGCCAUGGAGGAAGGUAUGCUGGUCAUUUUGGACAGUCAUCAACCCUGA
Molecule: messenger RNA, 429 nt
Organism: Echinococcus granulosus
Lineage: Eukaryota; Metazoa; Platyhelminthes; Cestoda; Cyclophyllidea; Taeniidae
Exons: 4
Coding region: 1-429 (142 amino acids)
Source: RefSeq, a predicted model, not a curated record